ACGGAUUACGUAAGAUUAAUCAGGUUAUCAAAACAACAUGGCCGCCACGAUCUUGAUGAAGUAAAAAUAGUUCAUGUUCUCUUAAUUUCUAUCGACAGCCAAUUGUUGAUAAAGGCUACUUAUCCAAGCAUUAAAAUUUGAUGGCCAAAAACAAUGCAGCAAAGAUAGGUGUGUUUGUUGAGUGCUUAUCUUUGAUGAUAGAGACCUAUAGCUACACACAUACAUAUAUGUCUGACUCAAACAAUGGCCUCGCUAGACGACCGACAAACUGAAGACUUCUCUUUGAUAGAUGCCAUCAACGCCAAAUACAGUGAGGAGGAUAAUGGCACUCACAUCAAAGUCUACAUCUCUACAAACGCUCCAGGCAAGAAACGGAGCGGAAGUCUUGUGGUCCCGCCAAUUCUAGUUUUGGAUAAUUAUAAGGUGACGUGUGCAGGGCCAAGAGACGCCAUCGCAUCGCUGUGUUGUCAUGUCACGGAACUUGAUCUCACCAACAACUUGUUCACGUGCUGGAGGGAGGUGCUAUCUAUGAUCGCACAUAUACCACGAUUACAGACACUGAACCUAACGUCCAACACUCUCACAGCCGACUCCCUGAUGGGACCCCACGUGAACGACCAGACAUUUUCUAAUGUUACUCUUCUCAUUCUGAACAACACGAAGACUACUUGGUCAUCACUGAGUACGUUACUGAGGAUAUUCCCCAGUGUGACUGAACUCCACCUCAGCCUCAACGGCUACACAUCUGUAGAUGUUGACGACCUUGAACCCUACCCCAGCCUCAAAAAACUUUUCAUAAACAAACAUUCCAUCUCCAAAUGGUCAGAGGUUUCCAGAUUGGGAUCUGUUUUCCGUCACUUAGAAGCUCUUGUCACAAUCGAGUCUGAUCUAUCGGAUAUGAUAUCGGAUUGUCCUGAGGCAUCGUUGAGUUUUCCUUGUCUCAGUUGCCUUCAUAUCAGUUCUACUAAAUUACUGAACUGGGGACAUACAGAAGAACUUCGAAAAAUGCCAAAGCUUUGUGACAUACGGAUGAAAAAUAUUCCAUUUCUUGAGGAGUUUAACGAGAAAGUGAGACGCCAAAUGAUCAUCGCUCGGCUGCCAAAUAUUACUCGCCUUAAUGGCAGUCCAAUACUCGACACAGAGCGAGAAGAUGCGGAACGGGCCUUCAUACGGUUUUACAUGGACAGAGAAGAUCAACCUGCAAGGUAUCAUGAACUUGAAAAAACAUACGGGAAACUUGAUCCACUAGUUGUACUUGACCUUUCUCCAAGAAAGACAUGCAGGGUCACAAUAAAAGUGGGCGACGAUGGAAAGGCUGAAGAGAUGGACAUAAGUGUUACACAAACAGUGCGAGAAUUAAAAAAAAUACUACAGAGUUUUGCUGGCCUGCCGUCCCACAAAUUCCGCCUGAUUUGCUAUAAAGUAGUGGACGGGCAACUAUCUGCAGUUCCCACAGAGUUGAAGUACCCUGACAAAUGUGUACAUACUUACUACGUACAUGAUGAUGAUUGUAUUGUGAUUAUUCCAAAAAUGUUUUAACAUUGGCUAUAAGGUUGUUCAGGUAAUGUAUGCCAAAAACAUGGUGAUAUUUGUAAGCAUAUAGUAUUGAAUUUGAUGUAAUGCAACAAAAAUAUAUUUAACUUGUAACGUUUUGUUGACUUUAGCAAUUUAAGAACCAAGAUAAUUUCAGGGGAUAAUGCAAAUGUUCACAGAUUGUAAAUGAAUCAUUUUUCGGACAUUCAUUUUUACAUGAAUUUGCAGGGCAGCUUAUUAAUUUAGACUGAAUAUAUCUAGAAUAUUUUUGCCAGGGAUAAUUAUUAUCAAUAUUGAAAAAGCAUUCUUUUAAUUGUGAAUUUAAAAAUUUCUAAAUAUAUAGGUAGAGUUAGCAAAAUAAAAUACACACAAAAAAUAAUGUGUUGUCAUAGAUAUCAAUGUUACGAGUUAAAUAUAUUUUGGGUAUGUUACAUGAACAUCCAUACUAUAUCUGAUAUCCAUUAAUUUGAAGAACAUGUACAUAUUCCAAAAUAAACUAGUCAUUUUUACAAAACCACUUAUCAUUUGUGCUUGUAUCAAAUGAUAACCAUAUAAAUUGGUGAAUAUUUUAUAUUUCCAAUAUGAACUUUCAUAAUAUGAUCUAUUGUGGCAACAUAGAUUAUAUGCAAUGAAAUGGCCAAACAGAUUUUUAGAUUAAUAUAUAUGAUAUUUGAAGAUUUUAGCUAUAGAUUAUGACAUCACAAUGAUGACAUUCAAUAGAAAUUCAGGAUAGCAGAAUUCUAGACUUUAUGAUGGAACAAUCUGGUUGACUUAUUUCUAAACAUUUUCAUCAGGUUGGUAAGCUUGCAUAAUAGAAAGGUUAAUGUAUCACAACCAGUAAGUGUUUACGUGUGACGUGUCGGUGACUAGUACGAUACGUACCCUGUCACCUUCAUCAGACAAAUCAACUUACUGUUGUGAUACAUAACAUUUCUGCUAAUCUGGGAAAGCAUUUUUUACGAAAUAUUUUUUCAUUUUAGCUCUAGUAAUAUGAUAAGUACACUGUGUAUUACUUAUAAGAUACAUUAAGUACUUUUUAGCAAAUUGUUAAUUUUCCUCAAGAAGAAAUCUGUGGAAAUGUUGGAAAGCAAAAACAGAAAGCCUUUAAUUAUAUAAAACUUAAUACUUUGUACACUGUUCACUACAAGUAUUAUAGAUCAUUAGUAUGUUUACAUACAUGUAUGAAAGUUGAAAAAAUGCUGGAUUGAAUUUGUGGUUUCAGUAGUGUUAUGAUUACUUUGUUGGAAGUACGCUAUUGCUGUCAUAUUGAAAUCACAUACAAUAUCAUACCCAGUAUAUUUAUUCAGACCUCGAGUAUUCAGACAUCCUGUCCUAUCUGACACCUGAGUAUUCUGACAUUGUCGAGAUGAGAUAAACUGUUUUGACACUCUGUCUUAUCUGACACCUUAGUAUUCUGACAUUCUGUGUAGCCGAGACCAAAUGUGUAUCUGUCUAUCCUGAUGACUGAAUAUUCAAACCCAACAACAUGUCUUAUCUUAUUUAAACUAACAAAUAUGCAUUAAAUUAAUUAUGACAGCUUGCGUAAUCUAUAGCAUGUUAGAUUAGACAAACUUCUCAGUAGAUCCUGCAGGGUGUCAAAUUAUCAAGGCUACACUGCAAAAUCUCAAAAUUAAUACAACUUCAAGAAAUAUCUUGUAUACUGAAACACCAACUGUGAUUUAAUUACUGUGAUUUACUUAAAUAAAUGUCCAUAUGAAACU
Mizuhopecten yessoensis (Yesso scallop) is the source of this 3254-nucleotide messenger RNA. RefSeq names its product tubulin-specific chaperone cofactor E-like protein. The record is from RefSeq and is a predicted model, not a curated record. NCBI's taxonomy places the organism in Eukaryota, Metazoa, Mollusca, Bivalvia, Pectinida, Pectinidae. The transcript is spliced from 7 exons. Gene Ontology annotation, molecular function: alpha-tubulin binding. Gene Ontology annotation, biological process: protein folding. The coding region runs from base 244 to 1539 and encodes 431 amino acids.